AUUCAGGAAGCUACCAAACUCAACGGUGGCAUCUACCUCUCCCUUGACAAUGCCAAGCUGGCUGCUGAUGACUUCAGGGUCAAGUAUGAGAAUGAGCUGGCCAUGCGUAUGUCAGUGGAGUCUGACAUUGCUGGACUGAGGAGGGUCCUGGACGAGCUGACUAUGGGCCGCAGCGACCUGGAGAUGCAGAUCGAGGGUCUGAAGGAAGAGCUGAUCUUCCUCAAGAAGAACCACGAGGAGGUCAGU
This is a messenger RNA of Plectropomus leopardus (leopard coralgrouper), 246 nucleotides long. The record is from RefSeq and is a predicted model, not a curated record. Lineage: Eukaryota; Metazoa; Chordata; Actinopteri; Perciformes; Serranidae.